Molecule: messenger RNA, 837 nt
Organism: Plasmopara halstedii
Lineage: Eukaryota; Oomycota; Peronosporomycetes; Peronosporales; Peronosporaceae
Exons: 3
Coding region: 1-837 (278 amino acids)
Source: RefSeq, a predicted model, not a curated record
AUGAAGUCUGUUGCUUUUCUAUCACUGGUGACGCUGACCGCGAGUGUAGUCGCAGAUACCAAAUCAACCACAUUUCCAGGUCGCUGUGAGACGACCAAAGACUGUUUAACAUAUGGAUCUAACUACGCUUGUAUCUCCGUUGAUACAAGUGUUGCGGGACUGGAGCGACUAAGUAUGUGCAUUCCGGGUGCUCAAGUGUGUAGUGGUCGCAUCGCUGGUCUCUGUCCAACUUUUACAACUUGGCCAUCAAAGUAUCGCGUCAUUCAGCCAAUUUGCGCCUUCGUCGAGGUCGAUAAUUGUGACGAGAUGUAUAACGUGACUAUAAGUUCUCAUGCUGGAAGUAAUGGCACUGUCGAUGAUGACACUGAUGUAUCUAUUAGCUCUGCUAAUGGUACUGGUACGGUUCAAUGUUACCAACGGAACUUUACAGUCAAUAACGACUAUGUCGUGGUGAAUGGCAUUUAUCAGUGUCUUGACAAGGCCAAAUUUGUCAAUCAAAACGGUGGUCACAUCAAGAACAUUACCGACACGAUUUUGCUCAGGAUUAUGAGUGCAAAUGUAACGCUGGCUACAAUUCUUCCGAUCAUUGCUUUGCGGUGGUUUCAAAUGAAUGUAGCAGUGUUGCGCAAUGCGGAACUAAAGGAAUGUGCAGUUUUGAGAAAGGAACCACAACUGCUAGCUCUGAAGUUGUGUGCAAUGGACACGGAACAUGUGGUACUAACGGCAGAUGCUCGUGCUCUCAAGGCUACAACGGAACUUUCUGCGGUGAUUCAACAGGUAGCAAGACUUCGUCUACUUCCCCAUCGGAGGCGACGUCUGUGGGAAUGGCUACGAUAA